CGGAACGGCCUCUGGUGACAUUUUCUCCGGGCGGCGCGGACGAGUGAAGGGACUUGGUGGAGGAGGCUGCGGAGGCGGCGGGGUUCGCUUUGGCCUCCCCUCCACCCCGGUUGGGGUCCUGACCGCAACCCUCUACCCGUCGCUGGAGCUUGCGCUGAGGAGAGAAGGCGACGGUGGGGCCGUCGCGUUCCGAGUCGCCGCGGCCCGGAGGGACCCGGCCGGGGGGGGGCUCGGUGCGUGCCCCGACGGGGCGCGCGCGGAGCGGGCGACGAGGUGCGGGGCCGCUGAGCAACGCAGGUUGGUUUCCUGUUACAUCUUUGACAUAGUUUGCUAGACUGCUCCAUGAAUUAACUCGAAAAUCUGAAAUGAAGAUGGAGGAGGCAGUGGGAAAAGUUGAAGAACUCAUUGAGUCUGAAGUGCCACCAAAAACAUCUGAACAAGAGACAGCUAAGGAGGAAGAUGGAUCUGUGGAACUGGAAUCUCAAGUUCCAAAAGAUGGUGUGGUGGAUUCUACAGUUCUUUCUUCAAUGCCCUGCUUGUUGAUGGAACUGAGAAGGGACUCUUCUGAGUCUCAGUUAGCAUCCACAGAGAGUGACAAGCCGACAACUGGCCGAGUUUAUGAGAGUGACUCCUCUAACCACUGCAUGCUUUCCCCUUCCUCUAGCGGUCACCUGGCCGAUUCAGAUACAUUGUCUUCUGCAGAGGAGAAUGAACCCUCCCAGGCGGAAACAGCGGUAGAAGGAGACCCUUCCGGAGUGUCUGGUGCCACAGUUGGGCGUAAGUCUCGCCGGUCACGAUCUGAAAGUGAAACAUCCACCAUGGCUGCCAAGAAAAACCGGCAGUCCAGUGAUAAACAGAAUGGCCGAGUUGCCAAGGUUAAAGGUCAUCGGAGCCAAAAGCACAAGGAGAGAAUCAGGCUACUGAGGCAGAAGCGGGAGGCUGCUGCACGGAAGAAAUAUAACCUGUUGCAGGACAGUAGUACCAGUGAUAGUGACCUGACUUGUGACUCAAGCACGAGCUCAUCAGAUGAUGAUGAAGAGGUUUCAGGGAGCAGCAAGACAAUCACUGCAGAGAUACCAGAUGGACCUCCAGUUGUAGCUCAUUAUGAUAUGUCUGACACCGGCUCUGAGCCAGAAGUGGUAAAUGUGGACAAUUUAUUGGCGGCUGCAGUAGUUCAAGAGCACAGUAAUUCUGUAGGAGGCCAGGACACAGGAGCUACCUGGAGGACCAGCGGGCUUCUAGAGGAGCUGAAUGCAGAGGCAGGUCAUUUGGAUCCAGGAUUCCUAGCAAGUGAGAAAACAUCUGCUGGCAAUGCACCACUCAAUGAAGAAAUUAAUAUUGCCUCUUCAGAUAGUGAAGUGGAGAUUGUGGGGGUUCAGGAACAUGCAAGGUGUGUUCAUCCUCGAGGAGGUGUGAUUCAGAGUGUUUCUUCAUGGAAGCAUGGCUCCAGCACACAGUAUGUUAGCGCCCGGCAAACACAGUCAUGGACUGCUGUGACUCCUCAGCAGACUUGGGCUUCACCUGCAGAAGUUGUUGACCUUACAUUGGAUGAGGAUAGCAGACAUCAAGCUUUUGAAGAGAUCGUGAACCUCCAGUUUUAGCCCCUCAUGCAUGGCCACAAUUCUAGGCAAAAACCAAAGACCCAGAGGCCAGAGCAAAAUAGGACCUUCUGCAGAUUCACUACUGGUGUAUCCUUGGACCUUCACAUUUUACUUUAGGUUUAAUUUAUUGAAUUUUACUGUUACACAUUGUUUUUGACUUGAAUUAAAAUGCUAGACAAAGCAGAAAUGUACAAUUUCUGGUCUGUAUUUUCCAGGAAUAUCAUUGGGGAAAGAAUAGAGUGAGUUAUAUGACUUGAAGUUUUUGCAGCUUAUUUUUCCCCCAGUAUCAGGGCAGAGCCCCAUUUUAUUUCAUUUUUAAUUUAAUUGUUUGCCACACCUGGUAGCUUGUGGGAUCUUAGUUCCCCAAACAGGGAUCAAACCCACGCCCUCAGCAGUGAAAGUGCAGAGUCCUAACCACUGGACUUCCAGGUAAUUCCCCAGAGCCCCAUUUUAAAGAACAUUUUUGCAUUACCUGUUCUUGCGUUAGCAGUAUGUUUUGUUUUGUUCACUUCCAUAUAGCAGGUGAUUUCCCAGGACAUAUUUUCUUUAGUCCCUCACAGUCAUCCUUUAAUGAGAAUUCUUUCAGUUUGUUGUAUGUACUGUGGGUUGGGAACAGAGAGUGGAGUUUUAACCAAGCUCUUUUCUGGCUUUUUGCUUUUGUAUUGGGUUAAAGUUUGUCCUUACCUGUCCCUUUUCCACCACCCUUACUACCUGGCUUAGUGCACCAGAACAAAAAUGUAAGAUGCAGAAAGCAGGGAGGGGAAGGGAUGGUGGAAAUAGUCAGCUUUUCUCGCUACUAGUUUGAGACUUUUCCACCUACUAACUAACUAUAGAGAGACUGUGUUUCAACUCUUCUUUCAUUGCCAGGUCCAGGAGAGUAGGGAUGUGGUUUCUGGCAAGCUAUUAAUGAUAAAUUCUGGGGUAAAUAUUCUGACAUUUAAAAUUUCUUUAAAGGGGAUCUUUUCUAACCAGUUUUGCAUUUGGUAGCAUAAACACUUUAUACUUCACAGUCUCUUCAAAGUAAUAUCUCUGGUAAAAUGGUACACUUUGGUCACAGAUUGGUUUAUGGCACCAAAAUGGCUAAGUGCCCCCCUUCCCUCAAUUUGAAACCACAGAGUGGUAACUUAGCUAUUGCAUCACCAUGACUGCCCUGCGAGAUGUAAUUGCUGCUUGCUUCAUUUUGAUGGAAGGGGCCAAACUGAAUGGACUCCAUUAUUCAUAGCAACUGAGCAUCCCAUAAACUCUGCUUUCAUUAUUACCAGUUGUGAAUAUGAACCAUCUAAUUUGCUAAUUUAGUCAAUUGUUCACUGUUACUUUUAGCAAAUUAGCACCAUAGGUAAUUUAAAAACGAAUUUGUUGCCUGCUUUUUAUAUAUACUGUAUCACAAGGUUCUUGAAAAAGCUGGGGGCACAAUUUUGUCUUUGAGUUUAAAGUUGUUUUUUUUUUUUAAAGGCAAAGAGUUCCCCCAAUCCCUGUUUUUCAGUAUGUGUAUGAUGCGACUUCCAUGUAUAUAUAAAAAUGAUUGCGCCCUAACCAAACUUCCUCAGAUUGUGCACUGUUUGUUUAAAAUAAUCACGUAUUUUAGUCCAAUGCUGUUGUAUUUUUCAUUUUAUUUAAAACACUACGUACUUCUUAUUCUUUUAACAAGUUUUAAAGGGUAGUGAUCUUAAAAAAAAAAAAUCACUGGAUAACUAGGAAAUAACUUUAUGUUGUUUUUUUGUUUUUUUAAAGAGUACAAAGGUCUUUAAAGCCUUUUGCUCCUCUUACCGUGAAAGUGAAAUGUUAGCCAUUGUAUGGCUAGGAACCAAUGCACUUGGUGGUUAACAGAUCUGCUGUUGCUGGAGCGUGGACUUGAUGCAGUGACGACAAAUCAUUGCUUAGAAUUAAUGUUUUAAAAUGUGCAACUCUAGUUUUUAAAAUAGAAUUUGGUUCUUCUUUACGUUCAUUAUUUAGUUUUUGUUUCCAUUUAGUAUUUAAUGGUCUUUGGAGAAAAAAAAUAAAACAGAGUGUUAUAUAUAUAUUUUUUGGUGCAAGAUAAGAUUUUCUGUUUUUUGAAAUAAGUCUGUAGCAUAAAGGUUAAACUAUUUUAAGACAAAAUAAAAUAGAAUGUAUUUAAACAAAGAUAA
This is a messenger RNA of Dama dama (fallow deer), 3727 nucleotides long. It is a transcript of the gene ARK2N, whose product is annotated as arkadia (RNF111) N-terminal like PKA signaling regulator 2N. Gene Ontology annotation, biological process: ubiquitin-dependent protein catabolic process. The coding region runs from base 366 to 1601 and encodes 411 amino acids. Gene Ontology annotation, molecular function: ubiquitin protein ligase activity. The record is from RefSeq and is a predicted model, not a curated record. Lineage: Eukaryota; Metazoa; Chordata; Mammalia; Artiodactyla; Cervidae. The transcript is spliced from 6 exons.